AGCUUUCCUCUUCCACUUCAAGAGAAUGGGGCGUCUAUUACUAUUAUGGCUUACUCAUUUUCUCUGCUGUCUUUUGUUUCACUUGCAUUUCCAAAGCUUUUUCUUCUUUAUCUUUUUCCUCCAAUUCCUCCUCUUCACCAAUGCUUUGCCAACAUGACCAGAGUCUUGCCUUGCUCCAAUUCAAGAAAACCUUGAUCAUGCCCUGGUAUUCUCCUUGCCUCACAGAUUCUUGGAAAGAAGGCACAGAUUGUUGCUGGUGGGAUGGGGUCACUGGCGACAUGGAAACAGGUAAUGUAAUUGGCCUUGACCUUUCUGCUAGCUUGUUCUCUGGUACCACCCGUUCUAAUAAUAGUCUUUUCUUCCUUCGUCAUCUCCAAAAGCUUGACCUCUCUUACAAUGCUUUCACACUAGAAACCGCUUUUUUCAACAUGCUUGGUCAAAACCUAACCAAUUUACAGGCAUUGGACUUGAGUCAAGUAGACUUGUCUUUGGUUGCACCUAGUUCCUUGAUGAAUUUGUCUUCUUCUUUGACAUCUCUCGAGCUUAGAACAUGCUCCUUGCAAGGGAAAUUUCCAGAUAUCAGUCAUCUAUCUGAAUUGGCUCUGCUUGAUCUUUUUGGGAACAAUAGUCUGAUACUAGAUGCAAUGACUUUUGACAAGCUUGUUCAAAAUCUAUCCAAGCUAAGAGAAGUAGACUUGAGUUAUGCAAACAUGUCUUUUGUCCAACCUAGUUCCUUAAUGAAUAUCUCUUCUUCUUUAUCAAACCUCCUUCUCUCGUUUUGUGGAUUGAAAGGGAAACUUCCAAACAACAUAUUUCAACUACCAAACCUCCAAUCCCUGAAUUUAGCGGGCAAUGAUGGUCUCACUGGUUCCUUACCUCCGCAUAAUUGGAGUAACUCCCUCCACUCCUUGCAUCUUUCCAAGACAAAAAUUCCAAUAUAUUUAGACAAUGAUUUUAUCAGUAAUUUAAAGUCAUUGAAAAGUUUGGGUCUCAGUUCUUGCAACUAUAGAGUUUCAAAUUUGGAAUUGUUAGGUAACCUGACUCAACUCACUGAGCUAGACCUUUCCCAUAAUAAUUUUAAUGGUCAAAUUCCAUCGUCACUGGGGAACCUGAAGCAACUCUUUUCACUUGACCUUUCCCAUAACAAUUUCAAUGGUCAAAUUCCAUUUUCACUUGGGAAUCUUGAGCAACUCGUUUCACUUGACCUUUCCUAUAACAAUUUCAAUGGUCAGAUUCCCUCAUCGUUUGAAAACCUGAAACAACUUCACUUUUUAUGCUUCCAAAACAACAAAUUCAGUGGUCAAAUCCCUAAUUAUUUUGUGAACUUCUCACAGCUUCAUUUUUUAUAUUUAUCAAAUAAUCAAUUUACAGGGCCCAUCCCUUUCCAAGUAGGCAGGCUUUCAAGUCUUUUCGAUCUCGAUUUAUCCAAUAAUUUAUUAAAUGCAACAAUACCACCUUCCCUGUUUACUCUACCUCAGUUGUUCACUUUAAUCCUCAAGAAUAACCAGCUUACCGGUCAUUUAGGUCCAUUCCAUGACGGUUCAUUUGUGCAGAUUGAUUUGAGAAAUAACAAGUUGAAUGGCCCAAUUCCAUGUUCAAUUUUUAAGCUAAACUCUCUCCAAAUUCUCGACUUGUCAAAUAAUAGUUUGAAUGGCCCCAUCCCACAAUGUUCGAGAAAUUUCAGCAGCGCACUUUCAGUAUUGCAUUUGGGCAUGAACAAUUUACAUGGAACCAUUCCUGAAAUAUUUUCAGUAGGUAGCGGCUUGACAUAUUUGAACUUCAAUGGCAAUCAAUUGGAAAGGAGAAUUCCGCUGUCCAUCUCCAACUGUCAACGUUUGCAAAUUUUAGAUCUUGGAAACAAUAAUAUAGAUGACACGUUCCCUCAUUUUUUGGAAACUCUUCCGGAGUUGCAAGUUCUAGUGCUACAGUCCAACAAACUCCAUGGUUUGGUGAAAGAGUCCUUUGCCAAUUUUUCGUUCUCAAAGCUACGAAAGUUCGAUCUUUCCAAUAACAUGUUUAGCGGACCUUUACCUACAGAGUAUUUCAAUAAUUUCAAAGCUAUGGUGAAUGUUGAUGUGACUAUGAAAUACAUGAGUGCACCAAAUUCUUCUUAUGAUUAUUCUGUGCGUCUAACACUCAAAGGAUUGGUGAUUGAGUUAGUGAAAAUACAAACACUUCUUACAACCAUUGAUUUAUCGGGCAAUAAAUUCACAGGGGAGAUUCCACAGUCAAUCGGAAAGCUUAAAUCACUUAAGUUGCUCAACUUGUCUCACAAUCAACUCACAGGUAAUAUUCAAUCGUCAUUAGGGAAUUUGAGCAAUUUGGAAUCACUAGACCUUUCUUCAAAUCUUCUUGUUGGAAGGAUUCCCAUGCAAUUGAAUGAUUUGACAUUUCUGGAAGUAUUUCGAGUUUCACAUAAUCGACUUGAAGGACCUAUACCUGAAGGAAAGCAAUUCAACACAUUCGACGCCAGUUCAUAUGAAGGAAAUCUAGGACUAUGCGGAUUUCCGCUCAAACAAUGUAACAGCGGGAAUUGGCAACAACCAAUAGCAUCAAAAGAAGAUGAUUCCGAAUCUAAAAUUGGAUUUGGAUGGAAACCUGUAUUGGUAGGGUAUGCAUGUGGAGUAAUAUUUGGUGUUGCAAUGGGUUAUGUUGUGUUUAAAACAAGAAAACCUAUAUGGUUUGUGAGGAUGGUUGAAGGUGAAGGGCAUCGAAAGUCAAAAAGAUUCAACAAUUAAUAUUGCUCAUGCAAUAGAAACUUUUCAAUGAAAAAGCUUGUCAGGUAGAUGAAGAAUGAAUAAGAAGAUGCAAAAUUGUUGCCACAUGAAAUGAAGAUACAGUCUCAGAUGGAUCGCACAAUGUGGGGGCAAAUUUAGCACAAUCAUUCUAUCAUGUAUAAACGUAUCUUGUUAUGCUUCUCUCUCUCCUUGUUUUUCUCUGUGUAAACAUUUUCUUCGAUAAAUAAAGUUUUUGUAUGUCUGAGAUUA
Hevea brasiliensis (rubber tree) is the source of this 2987-nucleotide messenger RNA. RefSeq names its product receptor-like protein 9DC3. The record is from RefSeq and is a predicted model, not a curated record. The coding region runs from base 141 to 2738 and encodes 865 amino acids. Gene Ontology annotation, molecular function: protein binding. The transcript has 2 exons. Lineage: Eukaryota; Viridiplantae; Streptophyta; Magnoliopsida; Malpighiales; Euphorbiaceae.